Messenger RNA from Pogona vitticeps (central bearded dragon), 678 nucleotides. The record is from RefSeq and is a predicted model, not a curated record. NCBI's taxonomy places the organism in Eukaryota, Metazoa, Chordata, Lepidosauria, Squamata, Agamidae.
AUGGCUGCCGCCGCCCUACAGAUUGCUGGAUUGAUCCUUGGAGGCAUUGGCUCAGUGGGGACUUUUGCUAUAACUGGCAUGCCUCAGUGGCGAGUGACUGCUUUCAUUGAAAACAACAUCGUGGUUUUCGAAACCAUCUGGGAAGGUCUCUGGAUGAACUGCAUCAGGCAGGCUUCCAUCAGGAUGCAGUGCAAGGUCUACGACUCCCUCCUGGCACUGACCCCUGACCUUCAGGCUUCAAGAGGUCUGAUGUGUGCUGCCUCAGCUCUGGCAUUCCUUGCUUUUGCAGUCACAAUUCUUGGGAUGAAGUGCACUCAGUGCACAGGAAACGAUGACCGCAUAAAAGGUUAUAUUCUGCUGGCCGGUGGCAUCACUUUCAUUCUGUCCGGCAUCAUUGUGCUCAUCCCAGUCUGCUUUGUUGCCCACAACAUCAUCCGUGACUUCUACAAUCCUGUUGUCACAGUGGCUGAGAAGCGAGAGCUCGGGGAAGCUCUUUACAUAGGAUGGGUGUCUGCUUUCUGUCUUGUCGCUGGAGGGGCAAUUCUUUGCUGUUUCUGCCGUUGCAGUGAACAAACCAGGAGUUAUCGGUACUCUGCGCCUUCGCAGCCUUCAGCCUACCACAGCCACCGUACUCAAAGAAGAGCUGAGAGUUCAUAUUCUAAAAGUCAAUAUGUUUAG